GACGUACUUAAAUCUUGUGUACAUAUCUGCUUUCUCCCAACAUACAUGUUGAAUAGCGCCCCGUUUCGGCUGCACAAGCUGAGCUGGGACUUGCUAACAUAUACCUCCGGCUGUACCGUCUCUUGAACGGGCUAAUCCAGAUACUACUAAGCUACGUUAUCGGUUGUAUCUGCCAGGACGAACUUACUGCUCCGUACCGUGAUGAUAUGGCGUGACAACCGCAACGUUGUUGCCCUUUGUGAGUGUAGACCAUUGGCUCACGUCUAUCAUUGGUGGUACGUUAUAUAAAUGGCAUCUCAGAACAAUCUCUUUGUUGUUGGUUUGUACCAGGGGAAGAUUCAUAUUGGAAUAUAUAAGCAGGUGCUCGUUACUGAGCUUCGAGCGAUGCUGUAGUAUUCUACGUGUACAGUGAGUUUACAUCAUGGUACUUCAUAUCCUUGGUCUAACUGUGCCUUCGGCUUGUACCGAUAUCAUGUCCUCGAUGACGGAAGAAGAUCUACAAGUAGGGAAUUUUUUUUUGUCGUCGUUGCAUGCUUGCUAGACAUACAUAUAGUGAUCAUUGAUUGGCUGAAUCUUAACUGGUGGCUGCAUUACUUAAUCGUGGUGAACACUGUUAGCAUUUCCCAUAGCUAUCAUGGCCAUAACAUAUGCGGCGCCAGCUAUGACUUCCCUGUUAUUACCCGACGACUCGUAUUCCGAUCCCGUACCUAUGAUGAGUCACGCGGCCUCAUCUACCUCUCGAGACCGGGCAUUCGCUGAUAAGAACGUUACUACGACGCGCGGCGGUCUCACCGCAACGAAUAUAGAUCUAAUUGAGUUAGCUCGUAAUUCAUAUGAAUUCAUGACGAAAGUCUCCGGAGCGUCAGUACAUGUCCUAGAACCAGAGAGAACAGAUCCUGUCUGCGCGUAGAAGAUCCAGAAUGAAGCACAGUCCCGCU
Somion occarium is the source of this 938-nucleotide messenger RNA. Lineage: Eukaryota; Fungi; Basidiomycota; Agaricomycetes; Polyporales; Cerrenaceae. The record is from the annotation of a GenBank genome assembly.